Penicillium canescens is the source of this 492-nucleotide messenger RNA. RefSeq names its product translationally-controlled tumor protein. Lineage: Eukaryota; Fungi; Ascomycota; Eurotiomycetes; Eurotiales; Aspergillaceae. Gene Ontology annotation, cellular component: cytoplasm. Gene Ontology annotation, molecular function: calcium ion binding. Bases 1 to 492 code for a protein of 163 amino acids. The record is from RefSeq and is a predicted model, not a curated record. The transcript is spliced from 5 exons.
AUGAUUGUGUACGAAGACAUAAUCAGCGGUGAUGAAAUGAUAACAGACAAAUUCGACCUCAAAGAGGUAGAUGGUGUCGCCUACGAGGCUGACUGCCAUUACAUUGAGGUCAAGGCCGGCUAUGACGUAGACCACGGCGCUUCCGGCGAUAGUGACAAUGACCAGGAGGAGACCGAGACCGUCCUCGAUAUUAUCUAUUCUCAAAGGCUCCAACCGACUAGCUUUGACAAGGAGUCUUACCGUCAUUACCUCGGGGGCUACAUAAAUGAAGUCAAAAGCAAAACCCAUUUUACUGACCAGGAACGGCUGGAUUUUAAGACCAAAGCUGAUGCUUUGACCAAGAAGAUCGUUAGUAACUUCAAGGACUACGUCUUCUACACAGGCGAGAGUCAAAACUCCGAGGGAAUGGUUGUCCUGCUGAGCUAUCGUGAGGACGGUGUUACCCCCUACUUGACUCUGUGGAAACAUGGUCUGAAGGGCCGGGAGGUCUAG